AUGAAGACUGUGGUGGCUCUGCUGCUGCUCUGUCUGUGUGAUCCUGGACAGACUGACUGCCAGGCGGACUGCGUGUCCUGCAGCAACAUCCUGCCCAAACCGCUCAGUUUCAACACCAUGGUGUGUCUCACUGAGUGCGAAGCCGUCGUCUCCCCGGCCUUCUCCUGGGACUUCUGUCGCACGGUGCUGUCAUCGCCAAUUUCCUCCCUUACUGGUAGCAUGCGGAAAAGAUCUCAGGAGGAGGUGGAGGCCCUGUUUCCCGACGAGGAGGAGGAGGAGGAGGAGGAGGAGGAGGAGGAGCCGAUGGAGAGGGGUCUGUUGCUGCCCUAUGUGCUGCAGAGGUACGAUCCCAUGACCGGGGCUCUCGGGGUGGACGAGAGGGAUCUGGGCGGCGUGGCCGGCCAGCCGAACACCGCCUACAAUGCUCAGAGCGCCCUGUCUCUUGAGGAUGAGUAUGAGGAGGAGGCAGGGCAGGAAGAAGGGGCUGCUGACAUGGCAGCGAGAGGACAGGGCGACGAGGGGCUCAGCGUUUUCAAGAGGUUCGGAGGCUUCGUCAAGGGGAGGCACGCCUACAGGAAGCUGAUGUCUCCGGCGAGAUCGUACCAGAAGAGGUACGGGGGCUUCAUCGGCAUUCGGAAGUCGGCCCGCAAGUGGAACAACCAAAAACGUUUCAGCGAGUUGCUGAAGCAGUAUCUGAGCACGAAGGCCACCAAGUUCAACAGUGUGUCAAAGGACCUCGCCCAAGUGAACGAAGUUUAA
Molecule: messenger RNA, 759 nt
Organism: Cyclopterus lumpus (lumpfish)
Lineage: Eukaryota; Metazoa; Chordata; Actinopteri; Perciformes; Cyclopteridae
Gene: pnoca
Product: prepronociceptin a
Exons: 2
Coding region: 1-759 (252 amino acids)
Biological process (GO): chemical synaptic transmission; neuropeptide signaling pathway; sensory perception
Cellular component (GO): neuronal cell body; axon terminus; dendrite
Molecular function (GO): opioid receptor binding
Source: RefSeq, a predicted model, not a curated record